Molecule: messenger RNA, 3028 nt
Organism: Lolium rigidum
Lineage: Eukaryota; Viridiplantae; Streptophyta; Magnoliopsida; Poales; Poaceae
Product: DExH-box ATP-dependent RNA helicase DExH1-like
Exons: 16
Coding region: 170-2878 (902 amino acids)
Cellular component (GO): nucleus; intracellular anatomical structure
Molecular function (GO): RNA binding; ATP binding
Source: RefSeq, a predicted model, not a curated record
GGGGGACGAGGUGAGCAGAGGUGGUGGGACCCGCAGUGGCGCGCCGAGCGGCUACGGCAGAUGGCCGGCGAGGUGGAGAAGGUGGAUGAGACUGAAUGGUGGAAUAAGAUUGGACAGCUAAGAGAAGGGUCUCAGCAGGAGCUAGUAGUCAAGAAGAAUUUCGGACGCGAUGGGCAGAAUAUACUUGCAGACAUGGCUCAGAGGCACGGCCUUUACUUAUAGCAAUGCAUACAACAAAGGGAAGACGCUUGUUUUCAGCAAAGUGCCACUACCUGAUUACCGAGCAGAUCUUGAUGAGAGGCAUGGAUCAGCACAAAAUGAGAUUAAGAUGUCCAACGAAACAGAGAGACGAGUGGAAAACCUUUUGUCCAGGGCACAGUCGAAUAACAAUGGUUCUGCUAGCUCAUCCACUGUCUUAACACGACAAUCUUUCCCUAGCACAUCAUCGUCAGUAGCUGGAUUAACAACGGAAAUUGAUAAACAAAAGCUAAGUUCUCAGCUUAGGGACCUGCAACAUUCGAAAAAGAUGACGCCAAGUGCUAGAUCAAUGCAGUCCUUGAGGGAAAAGUUGCCUGCAUUCAAAAUGAGAGAGGAGUUUUUGAAAGCAGUGGCAGCCAAUCAGGUUCUGGUCAUUUCUGGCGAGACAGGCUGUGGUAAAACAACACAGCUUCCACAGUUCAUACUAGAAGAGGAGAUAGAUAACCUUCGUGGUGCUGAUUGCAGCAUAAUUUGUACUCAACCCCGCCGUAUAUCCGCCAUAUCGGUUGCAGCACGCGUAGGAUCUGAGAGAGGUGAAGAGCUUGGUGAGACUGUUGGAUACCAGAUUCGCCUUGAAUCAAAGCGGUCAACACAGACACGACUGCUCUUCUGCACCACAGGAGUUUUGCUUAGAAAACUGGUUCAGGAGCCAGACCUACUUGGUGUAACUCAUUUACUAGUUGACGAAAUUCAUGAACGUGGCAUGAAUGAAGAUUUUCUCAUCAUCAUUUUGCGGGACCUUCUGCCAAGGCGUCCUGACCUUCGUCUUGUAUUGAUGAGUGCAACAAUAAAUGCUGAUCUUUUUUCCAAAUACUUUGGGGAAGCUCCUAUUAUGCAUAUUCCGGGAUUCACUUACCCUGUCGCUGAGAUGUUUUUGGAGGAUAUUUUAGAAAAGACCAGCUACAAGAUCAAGUCUGAACGUGAGAAUUUCCAAGGAAAUUCAAGAAGAAAGAGACCUGCGCCAGUUAAGAAUGAUCCGGUGUCUGAUGUUUUUGAGGUUGUUGACAUUGAUAAGGAGUAUGGAAACUACAGCAUUACAACAAGGCAGUCCCUUGAAGCUUGGUCUGUCACUGAACUAGAUUUGAGCCUUGUGGAAGGUACAAUUGAGUAUAUAUGCCGUCAUGAAGGUGAAGGUGCAAUCCUUGUGUUCCUUACUGGUUGGGACGAAAUUUCAAAACUUCUAGACAAGAUUAAAGGGAAUAAUCUACUUGGCAAUUCCAACAAAUUCCUAGUCCUCCCAUUGCAUGGUUCUAUGCCAACUGUCAAUCAGCGUGAAAUUUUUGAUAGAGCACCAGCUAAUAUGAGAAAAAUUGUUCUGGCGACAAAUAUUGCAGAAAGCAGUAUUACGAUAGAUGAUGUUGUAUAUGUAAUUGAUUGUGGUAAGGCGAAGGAGACAAGUUAUGAUGCCUUGAAUAAGCUAGCGUGCCUUCUACCAUCGUGGAUAUCAAAAGCCUCUGCUCAUCAGCGGCGAGGUCGUGCAGGCCGUGUACAGGCAGGUGUCUGCUAUAGGUUAUACCCGAAAGUCAUUCAUGAUGCCAUGCCACAGUUUCAGUUGCCUGAAAUACUCAGGACUCCUUUGCAAGAACUGUGCAUUACUAUCAAAAACUUACAGCUGGGAGCAGUGGCCUCUUUCUUAGCCAAGUCACUGCAACCUCCAGAUCCACUUUCUGUAAAGAAUGCAGUCGAGCUUCUGAAAACCAUUGGAGCGCUGGAUGAUUUGGAGGAGCUUACUUAUCUAGGACAGCAUCUUUGUACACUUCCACUGGAUCCAAACAUUGGGAAGAUGCUGCUCAUUGGAUCUGUCUUCCAGUGUCUGGAUCCUGCAUUAACAAUUGCUGCUGCUCUUGCACAUCGUAAUCCAUUUGUGCUCCCAAUAGACAGAAAGCAAGAAGCUGAUGAUGUAAAACGAUCAUUUGCUGGCGACUCCUGCAGUGAUCACAUUGCGCUUCUUAAGGCAUUUGAAGCAUGGAAGGAAGCAAAACGCAGUGGAAGGGAACGUUCUUUCUGCUGGGAAAAUUUCCUGUCUCCAGUGACCCUAAAGAUGAUGGAUGAUAUGCGGAAUCAAUUUUUUGAUCUACUAUCUGAUAUUGGGUUCGUUAGCAAGACAAGAGGAGUGCAGGCAUAUAACCAUUAUGGUAAGGAUCUGGAGAUGGUUUCUGCUGUUUUAUGUGCUGGGCUUUACCCAAAUGUCAUACAGUGCAAAAGACGGGGCAAGAGGACAGCAUUCUACACCAAAGACGUUGGAAAGGUGGACAUUCACCCAUCAUCAGUCAAUGCGGGAGUGCAGCAAUUCCCACUGCCUUAUCUGGUUUACAGCGAGAAGGUGAAAACUGCUAGCAUCUAUGUGAGAGACUCCACAAACAUAUCAGAUUAUGCUCUUCUACUAUUUGGUGGUUCCCUAAGUCCAAGUAACACCGGAGAAGGCAUCGAGAUGCUUGGGGGGUAUCUUCAUUUCUCUGCACCAAAGCGUGUCAUAGAGUUGAUUCAGAGAUUAAGAGGUGAACUGGACAAACUCCUCCAGAGAAAGAUUGAGGAACCGGCAAUUGACAUCUUUUCAGAAGGGAAAGGGGUUGUGGCUGCGGCCAUAGAACUGUUGCACAGUCAAAACGUUUACCACUAGAAUACUAGAUGCUGCAAUAUAUAUAUACACGUCGCAGAAGGCAAUUUUUUUAGGUGCUUUCUGCCUGGUCUAUCCGACGCGUACUCUGAUAUGUUCGUGAAUAUGAAUACAUUUUGAGUGUUGAGAAAAGAAACUAAGUAUUUCUUGCCA